Messenger RNA from Harmonia axyridis, 2471 nucleotides. It is a transcript of the gene Sira, whose product is annotated as SID1 transmembrane family member 1-like. Gene Ontology annotation, cellular component: membrane. The coding region runs from base 169 to 2451 and encodes 760 amino acids. Lineage: Eukaryota; Metazoa; Arthropoda; Insecta; Coleoptera; Coccinellidae. The record is from RefSeq and is a predicted model, not a curated record. The transcript is spliced from 14 exons.
AGUUAGUAAUGUGUUGUUGUAGGAGAGGCAUAUAAAAUUUAGUUUCGAGUGAGUGCGUUCGGAUUUUUAACGAAAAAUGAAGAAUUGCGAUAGUUGUUGAUAAUUCUUUUGAUAUUGAAAACUGACUGAACUCCAAUUUCAUCGUUCAUUUUGUGAUACCGUAAGUAAAUGAAUACCCUUACUAUGUUGUUGAUAAUAUGGUUUACGUUCAUCAGCAGCACAUUUUCUAUCAAACUUCUUCCAGAUGUAAAGAAAAUAGAAGUUAAUACUCCAAAAACACUUGAAAUUUCUGUGAAUAAUUUAGUAGAAUAUAUAAUUUAUUACAGGCAACUAUCCGCGCGUAAUCCAUAUCGUAUCAAAGUCAGUAGUAAAAACGCAGAUCCUCAGAAUCCUGUACUAGUUGUUGUUCGUCAAGAAAAGGAUGUUAUCUCAUGGGAAUUACCGCUUCACGUGACAACAUCGAAGAAUCAAGACAAAUACUAUCAUGUUACUUCCAGAACAAUGUGCCAUAAUAAUAUGAAUGUAAUUAAUACACUUAGUUUCAGAAGUUUUAUGGAAAAAUCAUUCCACCAAGAUUUCACCAUAGGGAUAUCAAGUUCAUGCAACAUAAACUCCACUGUUUCAAUUGAGACAAUAGAAGAAGAAAAUUUUUUCGUGAAGGAUGGAGAGAAUGUGACAUUAACUGUUUCUCCAAGUCAAUCUAGAUAUUUUUUCUAUAAAUUCAGUUCCCAAGAUAGUGAUACCUUGACAAUCGAGUUGAAUUCGAAUGAUGAUGCCUGUUUGAUUGUUUCCAUACAGGAUAGUACUUGUCCAGUUUUUGAUCUCAAUGAGGACAUAAUGUUCAGGGGUAAAUACCAGACAAUAUCAAGAAAAGGAGGGCUGACGAUUAAAAGAAAAGAUUUUUCAGAAGGAUUCUUCAUUGUUUUUGUUAUGAAACCUGACAACUAUGACUGUUCGCAAGAGCUAUCAAUUUACCCCGUUACAAAGUAUUACUUUGAACGUAACUCGGAUGCAACUUCCAAUGUAAGUUUCGUUAUUCGCAGCAGCCUUGGUAGAAAACAGUAUGUAACCUCAACCAUCGUCACAAUGUCUGGAAUACUUUUCUUCUACUUGGUGGCUUUGGUACUCAUUGUAGCAUUUAGGAAAUAUGGUAGUAUGAAAAAUAUAAAUGCUGCGAAAGAAGUUAUUUCUUUAGAUGAAGAUGUUGUUGAUGAUACUUUACCAAGAAGUACUAUGGACAUCGUUUAUGUUCUGGAAAAACCAGAUUUAAAUGUGAAAGUUUUAACCAAGUAUCCUUUGAAAGACAAAAUAAGGUCGUUCAAUUAUUUAUGGCACAUCAUAAGUAUUGCUAUAUUCUACAGUAUUCCAGUGGUACAGCUCGUGAUUGCUUACCAAAGGAUGCUGAAUUACACUGGAGAUGAAGAUUUGUGCUAUUAUAAUUUUCUCUGCGCCCAUCCAUUGUUCAGUUUCAGCGAUUUCAACCAUAUUUUCUCCAACAUUGGGUAUAUUUUCAUGGGAAUAUUAUUUCUUUUCGCAACAUUUCAUAGGCAACAAGUAUUGCCCUUUCGAUUCGAAGUUGGUAUUCCUGUACAUUAUGGACUUUUCUAUUCUAUGGGUAUAGCUUUGAUAAUCGAAGGUCUCCUUUCAGCAUGUUAUCAUAUGUGCCCUAGUCAGUCCAAUUAUCAAUUUGAUACAAGUUUUAUGUAUGUGAUGGCGGUGCUAUGUAUGAUUACUUUAUAUCAGAAUCGCCAUCCAGAUCUGAAUGCAAGUGCCUAUGGAACAUUCUCAGUUUUAGGAUUUGGAAUAUUUCUAGCAACAAUGGGUAUUUUGAAUGGGAGUCUGACUAUAUGGAUCAUAUUUUUUAUUGGAUACACAAGUUUAUGUUUUUAUAUUUCAUUCAAAAUAUAUUUUUUGAGUUUUGUGAUUCAAGGUUUAUAUAAAUUCAGAGACGAUUUAUCGAAAAAUGGCUUUGGAAGGGAAACAUUCUCACCUAUAAAAAAAACUCGAUUUCUGAGUCUCAUAACCAUCAAUAUCAUCAACAUAGGAAUGUUAGGAAUAGGUUUGAUAUUAUAUUCAAAAGGAAAAACAGAUUUUGGAACGUUCCUGCUGGGUCUGCUAAUGGCGAACGCUAUUGUUCAUGCAUUGUUCUACACAACAAUGAAGAUUAUCCAUAACGAGAGAAUCUGCAUAGAAGCAAUUGUUUAUGGUGUGCUGGGAAUUCUGAGUUGGAUAGCUGCAACCAUAUUUUUUCUGGAUGCUGCUACUCUAUGGACGGUUACACCAGCUGAAUCGAGACAAUGGAAUCAAGAAUGUAUUUUGAUGAACUAUUACGAUAAACAUGACGUAUGGCAUUUACUUAGUGCUCCAGCUCUCUAUUUUACGUUUAUGUUUCUGAUGUGUAUUGAUGACGAUAUUAUUGACAAAAGACAGGAUAAUAUACCUGUUUUUUAAAUAAAAAUAUUUCGAAAUAA